AUGCAUUUGAUGUACGUCCUCGAUGAGUCGGGCAAUAGAAUAUACACGCUCAAAAAAAUAACAGACUCAGGCAAAAUCACUAAAUCUGCUCAUCCUGCUCGCUUUUCUCCUGACGACAAAUUCUCAAGACAUCGUGUCACUUUGAAAAAACGCUAUGGGGUGUUAUUGACCCAGUUACCUGCGAAACCGAUGUGA
Messenger RNA from Lentinula edodes (shiitake mushroom), 195 nucleotides. RefSeq names its product Nop10 family nucleolar RNA-binding protein. Gene Ontology annotation, cellular component: box H/ACA snoRNP complex; box H/ACA telomerase RNP complex. NCBI's taxonomy places the organism in Eukaryota, Fungi, Basidiomycota, Agaricomycetes, Agaricales, Omphalotaceae. The coding region runs from base 1 to 195 and encodes 64 amino acids. Gene Ontology annotation, molecular function: box H/ACA snoRNA binding; telomerase RNA binding. The transcript is spliced from 3 exons. Gene Ontology annotation, biological process: rRNA pseudouridine synthesis; snRNA pseudouridine synthesis; positive regulation of telomerase RNA localization to Cajal body. The record is from RefSeq and is a predicted model, not a curated record.